UUGUUGCUGUCACGAUCGCAGUCGAUGUUUUCCACGGUAUGUGUUCAACAACCCUGAGCCUUGUGCCUUCCUGUUAUACAUUGCGAUGCUUUGAAAAGGUCGCCAAAAAGUCGCCAACUGACAUAUCGCCAACUUCGGGUUUACUUCUUUUACUUUUAACUUAUUAUGUGUCUAACAAAUGUAGUUGCCGAAAGUUCGCCGUAGCCGCUGCCCUAAGCGAUCCUAUACGAAGCAUCCCAACAUCCAGUCCUAUUAGGACUAACGGUAGCGACAGCCUUGUGUUAAGUGGCGAGAGUAACUUGAUACUUGUCUCUACAGAGGUCUUGUCAAACGAACCCCAGGUUACUUUUCAUCCGCCAAGACCCGGAAAAAGACAACACCGUCUCCUCCAUCCCCGCCCCAUCCCACUGCCUGUCCAGUUCCUAGCUACCUCGACCACCUAGCCGCUCCGAACGCUCAGCAGCCUAGCAUGCUUCCCUAACCCGGAAGCAGUAGGCGCCGCAUGCAGCGCCGCAACGCACGAGGAAGCUUGCGGCGGCCCACACACCUCUCCCCUCUCACACCCAUCCGCAGUAGCACCCUCCUCGCCCGCGUCCCCUUCCGCCUUCUGCUCCUGCUCCCCGCCCUCCUCCUCAGCCUCAGCCUUUCGCUGCAGCCCGCAUCCGCUCAGAAUGCAGUCGCCCAGCUCGCGCGCUCGCACUUCGCGCCGUACGGCAUGCGGCUGCCCUCCCGCCAGUUCACGGCAGCCCUCCGCGCCGCCGCCCUGGACACCACCGCCCUGAGCUGCCCUGGUGCCCGCUCUCACAGCAGCAGCAGCAGCAGCAGCAGCACUGGAAGCAGCAACAGCCGCAGCAGCAGCCGCAGCCUGGUGCUCCUAGCCAUGGCCAAUGAGGAGGCCAUGACACACACCGUGCCUCCCUUCCUGCUCAGCAUGCGCCGUGUACGGCUGUCGUACCCGUACCCGCAGCAGCAACGCCCUGGUGCUGCUGUGGCUGCUGCUGCUGAGGCCGGGGUCGGGCGCCAGCAGACGGAGGAGGAGGAGGGGAGUGGGGUCGGGUUGGACGGCGCAUUGGUGCUGGUGGGCUGGUCCGCGGGGGCGGUGGCAGCCUGCCGGGCGCUGCAGGCGGAGUUCCGGCACCAGUGCGUGCGGGACGCGGAGCAUGCGGCAGCGGCGGCGCUGGGGGGGUCGUUUGGCUUCCAUGACUCGGGGUUCAACUCGCUGGGCUUCGCCAAGAUCAAGUACAUCCUGAACGGCCUCUCCGCCGGCCACGACGUGGUGUUCCUGGACACCGACCUGCUGCUGCUGCGCGACCCGCUGCCGUACUUGCUGGGGCAGGGCGGCGACAUGUACGGCGCCAUGGAGAAGUGCAUGGUGGUGAACGCUAGCCUGCACCUGCACGCGCGGGAGUACGUGGCGGGGGGGCGCAAGGCGCCGCCGCUCAACAUCGGCGUGCUGUACUUUAAGGCGACUGCGGGAGUGACACGCUGUGUGUAUAACUGGGCGCGGGAGAUGCAGUCGGAGGUGCAGCAGCGACCGCGGGUGUGGGACCAGGACAUCUACGGCAAGGUCAUGGGCCGCUGUACGGCAAUCCAGGGGCUGCGCUGGCACUUGCUGGACCCACGGGUCUUUCAGUCCGGCUGCUUUCCCGGGUGCGGCUGCAGCUUCAGGGACGAGGAGGUGACGCCGGCGCGGCUGGGCGCGUUCAGCCGGGGCCACCGCCUGCUGCCCGGGGGCCUGUGCGGGCCGCAGCACUGGGGCAGCUGGCUUCUGAGGCACUUCCCCUGCUCGGGACUGACACGGGAGAAGGGGGAGCUCAUGCGGGGACUGCUGGAUGGGUACUACAGCAACCAUACGGCCAGGAUUACGAAGCCAAGUCGGGCUAAGAUUGGGCGGUUAUAGCGGAUUCAGGGGUGAAGCGUACUGGGCCAUGCCAGCGUUUGUGCUUGUUGGCAUGUCUGGUUAGCGAGCAAGCGGCGUGCGGCAACUAUGGUUGACGGGGGGAAUUCACGGGCGACGAUCGAGCAGGGUCAGCAUGAAAUUCAUGGCAGCAGUUCGAGGCCAGUGCUGUGGAGCGAGUGAUUAAUGUAGUGGGCUGGUGGGUGGUACCGGCAGUUACGUACGGUGGGCGCUAGGGGGUUGACAUUUGUAUGUUUAGCCGCAGCCAUUCCAUCAAACCACUUCAUCCAUGUUACACUAGCGCAGUCGUUAUCCGGAUAUGGGGAGGGCUACGCACGAGGGCAAAAGUUGAGAUGCAUGCGAGGGACAUACAGACAGUGCGCCAGCUAACAGUGUCCACGGCACUGCCCUCCCACCCCUACAUGGCCGCAUUCCUCUUCUCCAAACCCACUAUUCAAGCCGAGGGCGCAAUCUAGGUCCGAUUCCGCGCAAGGGUCGCACGCAGCAUAUCAUGUAUACGGAGCUAAAAGCCCCAACUCAACAGCCACAGGCACACAC
This is a messenger RNA of Astrephomene gubernaculifera, 2455 nucleotides long. The record is from the annotation of a GenBank genome assembly. NCBI's taxonomy places the organism in Eukaryota, Viridiplantae, Chlorophyta, Chlorophyceae, Chlamydomonadales, Astrephomenaceae.